AUGAUUAUCAGAGUCGAUAAAUGUAGUACCUUUGGCAUCAAGGAAACUAUCACAAAAUCAGUCCAAUAUUUGCCGAAACUCCUCAUCAACAAUAAUCUGAUACCAACAGUAAAGAUUGGAGAAGCAUUUCAAUAUUUAGGACGUUACUUUGAUUUUAACAUGUCGAACGAUAACCAUAAGACUGAACUAACCACUCCCGUUAAUGAACUAAUGACUGAUAUUAACUCGAAGCCACUCCACCCAAGAAAUAAGCUUCUCCUAUACAGUCGUUAUGUCUUAUCCAAAAUAUCGUGGCAUUUCACCAUCGCAACACUUUCUAAAACAUGGCUUAUUGAAAAUAUUGAUCCCGUAGUCAACCAAUACAUCCGUAAAUGGCUUGAAAUUCCAACCUCAGGAACACUAAGUACUGUUUUUCUAACUCGCAACAAAUUUGGUCAAAGUAUUUAUCCUCCAUCGGUGAAAUUUAUCCAAUGCCAAAGAGAAAGUUUUAAAGCUUUUCAAAGGAAAAGCUUUAAAACUUUCUCCAAAUCAAUCAAUCAACGAACUGUGGAAAUCUACUAA
Messenger RNA from Paramuricea clavata, 561 nucleotides. The record is from the annotation of a GenBank genome assembly. Lineage: Eukaryota; Metazoa; Cnidaria; Anthozoa; Malacalcyonacea; Plexauridae.